AUGAACCACAUCCGCACACAUAGGGCCGUCGCAGGUAUCUGGUGGUGUCCUCCUUAUGAAGAUGAUAAAAAUAGUCCUGAAGUGAGGGCAGCAUCUAUGGGCUUAGAAAGCAGUGGAGGAAUGGAGAGAUCACGCAGGCAAAAGCAUAGGGGAGCGCUCAAAUGCAUUUCGAAAAGAACGAUUGCGCUGAAGAUAUCCUACGAUGGGCGGAGAUACAGCGGGGUUUCUCCUCAAAGUGGAAGGGAAACCAUUGGUGGAUAUCUUGAAUAUGCCCUGAAGUCCACAAGAUUAGGGGAAAAGCUGGUGUAUGCCGGAAGAACGGAUGCAGGGGUAAGCGCAAUAGGUAUGAUAGCAUCCGGGGUGCUGACAUCAAGAAUUGAGAUGCCCAACAGAAGCUAUGCUGUUGCGGAGGACGACUAUAAAGAAUAUAAAUACGACGUGAUGCUGAACAACCAUCUUCCGCCGGAUAUACGUGUUGUUGGGUGGGCGCCGGUGCCAGACACAUUCAGUGCCAGGUUUACGUGCAUACAGAGGCAAUAUCGGUACUACUUCCACAAGAAAGGCCUUGACAUCGAUAGGAUGAGCAAGGCAGCAUCCGAAAUCAAGGGGAUGAGCAGCUUCUACUGCUUCAGUAAGCACUCAGACAAAAACGCACGGUACGAAAGGACACUGGACGAGUGUAGGGUGGUGGACGAUGGGGACCUGUACUAUCUGGACAUAAGGGCGAGAGCAUUUUUGCAUAACAUGGUCCGGAAGAUAGUGUGGGCCAUAAAGAAAUCAGGAAGGGGAGAGAGCUAUGACGUUCAAAGAAUAGGAACAUCAGAGCCAUAUCCGCUAGUUUUCUGCAAUGCCGUAUAUCCCCACGAGCUUUCCUUCAUUACUAACCAUCGAUGCUCUGAAGAGUUUCGCCAUAAGCUAGAGAGCGAUCAAAUCAGCUGUAAGAUAUCAAAGAUUAGGGUAGAGCACCUUGACAACGGAUUUGCUAAGGAAGCAAGGCAUGAAGAGAAAGCACAUAAAUAA
This is a messenger RNA of Encephalitozoon cuniculi GB-M1, 1020 nucleotides long. RefSeq lists its product as uncharacterized. Gene Ontology annotation, molecular function: RNA binding; pseudouridine synthase activity. The record is from RefSeq and is marked provisional. NCBI's taxonomy places the organism in Eukaryota, Fungi, Microsporidia, Unikaryonidae. The transcript has a single exon. Gene Ontology annotation, biological process: mRNA pseudouridine synthesis; tRNA pseudouridine synthesis. The coding region runs from base 1 to 1020 and encodes 339 amino acids. Gene Ontology annotation, cellular component: cytoplasm; nucleus.